AUGGAUACCCAGGCCACUGAAUAUGAAAGACGGGAUGCAACCGAGGACGAUGUCAAGACUCUACCCCAUGUUGUAGACUCGAUCCCUUUCGUUGUUUGGAUAGCUCUUGUAGCUAGUGCGUUGGAAGGAUUCACGUACUAUGCCGUCACCGCAACGAUGAUUGCUGCUGCUCCCGUUUUCUGGGUUGCAUUUAGGAAUUAUGACAAGAUCGAUGAUGAUGAACUGAAUGCGGCCAGGUUGGUGGAGCCGGAUAGCCAGGCGAGAUGGAAGAGACUACUACCAGGGCACAUCUACAGGAGAGACAUAUCUGUGGCUAAACGCUUUGGGCUGCGUGUUGACAACACCGCCAUGGAUUCAUAA
This is a messenger RNA of Penicillium crustosum, 360 nucleotides long. RefSeq lists its product as uncharacterized. The transcript has a single exon. NCBI's taxonomy places the organism in Eukaryota, Fungi, Ascomycota, Eurotiomycetes, Eurotiales, Aspergillaceae. The coding region runs from base 1 to 360 and encodes 119 amino acids. The record is from RefSeq and is a predicted model, not a curated record.